Molecule: messenger RNA, 552 nt
Organism: Effrenium voratum
Lineage: Eukaryota; Dinophyceae; Suessiales; Symbiodiniaceae
Source: the annotation of a GenBank genome assembly
AUGUCUGGAAGAAGCUGGUGCCCGGCGUCAGACGUUGCUGGCUCUGAUACAGUGUGCAGCUUUGACGAGGGCUGCGCGUGUUCCAAUUCGUCCCAUGUCCGAGAGCUUGUGAACGUAAGUAUCGAUGGCCGGCCCUGCUAUGCCUGCGAGCCUCCGAGACUGCCAGCAUGCACAGAAGCCUCGGACCAAUGUACUCCGGAAGACUGUGAGUGCGCGAACUCCUUGACACACGUCAAGCACAACGCCAGCACAGUGGAUGGCGCCCUUUGCUUUUACUGCGAGCCCACCAAUGGCACCUGGAGCUUUGGCCGAAACGAGGCGAUGCUGGGUCUGAGCGCUCUGCUGGUGGUCCUCUGGAUCUCCGGCCGCCGAAUCGGAAGGCCCCGGAGCACCUUGCGGCUCCCCAGGCGCCAGGGCGACCGCAAGGCCAUCCGCGUGUCGCAAGAGCCCCUGAAGUUUCACGAAGAGGUCUUGGCGCUGCUGGGCAGUGUGCAAUCGCGACCGUGGGAGAAGUCUUCGAUUCCAUUUUUGAUGGCGCCUGCGAGAUCUUGA